This is a messenger RNA of Corticium candelabrum, 1268 nucleotides long. RefSeq lists its product as uncharacterized. Gene Ontology annotation, molecular function: protein binding. The record is from RefSeq and is a predicted model, not a curated record. Bases 360 to 1088 code for a protein of 242 amino acids. Gene Ontology annotation, biological process: signal transduction. Lineage: Eukaryota; Metazoa; Porifera; Homoscleromorpha; Homosclerophorida; Plakinidae. The transcript has 3 exons.
GUUCUUUCACUUUCUUGACCAACCCUCCCACAGCCUUCGCUGCAGGGAGGUCUACGUAACAAACAUGGGGGAGAAUACGGAUUGCAAACGCGACUAGCGCUAUCACCAGAUACAACGAAACAACAAUCAACGGCUACUUUAGAGCAUUCUGUAGAUAGAGGUGGUUAACUAGAUACACUAACAAUUCUAAUAGGUUGUUGAGACUUUCGCAGUGCACGCUUUCUCACGAACAGUCAGACAGCCUGGAGUCAAUUACCGAUUUGCCUGCUGAUAACAAAAUCGAAUUACUAGUAGAUAUUUGUGCUUGCGUCUUACGUCAAUAGCUAGUAUUGAGAACAACACUCGGCGUGUUCGGUGAGAUGUCGUCCCUGUCAGCUGCAAGAGCAGAAGAAACCAUCAGAAACAAAGUCACAAUUAUUCAGAGUGAUACAAAACGGAAAGUGGAUACAAUCCAUCUGACCGAUAGCGGCAUCGCUCGAUUUACAAGAACGUUGACAGGUCUACAAAGAGAAGAAAAACAGUUUGUAAGCGAAGCUCUCACUAUUGCUCAGUUUGCCAGACGGUCGGAGAACGAAUACCAAAAGAGCUUUCUCUGCGGUGGAGAUAGAGAACGAGUGGCCAGAAUAUCUGUCAAAACAAAACGAGAAGGAUAUGUAGAAUAUAUUGAAACUGGAAGUAAUAGACAACAACAAGAUGAGCAAAGAACGAAAAGUGAAUCUGCUGAUUCAAGUGUGUCAACUCUAACAUCUGGAGUUUGUCAACAGUCACAAAUGUCUAAUCUUGAUGACGAGUUGAGUUCUCAGCUGUUAGUGAAAGUUGCUGGUGCAGUAUCUCACAGAUGGCAAGAAUUCGGGGCCCGUCUUUCAGCAGAUAUGUUUCCUACAAAGAGAACGGACGUUAUCACUGAUAAAUACAGAGAGCCAUUUUUGCGCGCUCAAGCCAUGUUAGAAGAAUGGAGAGAGGCAAUGGGCAGAAGAGCUACUUGUGACUUGAUUGUUCAAACACUUUUGGAGAUGGGUUUGAGGAAGGAGGCAUGUGAUAUAUUUGGUUAUGAUGUAGUAGAACUCAUUAUCCAAACAAAUAAUUAAGGUAAUUAUGUGUCACGUGACUUUGAUUUAGGGACAUAUCUUUGUGUCAAUAUUUUUAAUUCUUUUUUGGGAAGCGUGCUGUAAAGUAUAGCUAUGUGCUAUCAAUCGAAUUGAACAAUAAUAUCUGUAAACAAUAGUUUAUUGAGAUUCUGUUCAACAUGAUAUACGUUAUUACUGGAA